CCAAGACCACGCCAGCUUUUUUAUGGAUCCAAUGCCAAGGUUGUUUGUAUAAAGAGGCCCAAUUUGUGUCCAAAACUGUAUCAGACAAAUUAACAAACACCUUCCGCGCACUCCUUUCCUUCAAUCUUUUCUCUCAAUGCCAAGCAUUCUGCUGAGGACAUUCCUUCUCUAUAACCUUGUUAAUUCGCUCUUGCUCUCUCUGGUUCCCAAGAAGUUCAGAGUCUUCUUACCCACUUCUUGGUACCCACAACAAAUCAACAAUCAGCCGUCGUUUCCAGCCCUGAAAAGAAUGGAGAUGACAGAGUUGGAGAGGGUGUUUCAAAUGUUCGAUCAUAACGGCGAUGGGCGUAUAACGAAGAAGGAACUAAAUGAAUCAUUGGAGAACCUGGGCAUCUUUAUCCCAGACAAGGAGUUAGCCCAAAUGAUCGAAAAAAUCGAUGCUAAUGGAGAUGGGUGUGUGGAUAUUGAGGAGUUUGGGGUUUUGUACCAGUCAAUUAUGGAUGGGCGUGAUCAGGAAGAGGACAUGAUGGAGGCCUUCAAUGUGUUUGAUCAAAAUGGAGAUGGGUUUAUUACAGUUGAUGAACUGAGGUCUGUGUUGGGAUCUCUUGGGCUUAAGCAAGGGAGGUGUGUGGAGAAUUGCAAGAAGAUGGUAAUGAAGGUUGAUGUGGAUGGAGAUGGGAUGGUUAACUAUAAGGAGUUUAAGCAAAUGAUGAAAGGAGGUGGUUUCAGUGCUCUGUCUUGAGAAAGUCUUCAAGGGGUUUUGUACAUGGUCUAGACUUUAUUUGACUUGUUCCUUGAGUUUAUGUAUUUUUGACAUUUCUGAGAUUGUUUCUCUUCUGGGAUUUUUUAGCUCUGUUUCUGAUAAUAUAUUGCUGGGGAGAUGAAGCUUGGCAGAGCCAGAGUCAUUCUUGUGUAAAAACUUUAUAAAGGCAGAGUCUUGUUUUUGGGAUUUAUUGGUUCUGUUUCUGA
Messenger RNA from Tripterygium wilfordii, 969 nucleotides. RefSeq names its product calmodulin-like protein 3. Gene Ontology annotation, molecular function: calcium ion binding. Lineage: Eukaryota; Viridiplantae; Streptophyta; Magnoliopsida; Celastrales; Celastraceae. The transcript has a single exon. Bases 137 to 742 code for a protein of 201 amino acids. The record is from RefSeq and is a predicted model, not a curated record.